Molecule: messenger RNA, 2028 nt
Organism: Raphanus sativus (radish)
Lineage: Eukaryota; Viridiplantae; Streptophyta; Magnoliopsida; Brassicales; Brassicaceae
Product: exopolygalacturonase clone GBGA483-like
Exons: 4
Coding region: 166-1797 (543 amino acids)
Biological process (GO): carbohydrate metabolic process
Molecular function (GO): polygalacturonase activity
Source: RefSeq, a predicted model, not a curated record
CGAUACUAUUAUUAGUUUGUGGUUUUCAGACUCCUUGUGCUCCACUACAAAACGAGCUCUCGACUCAUCAGAACAAAUCAGAAAACAAAAACAAAAAAGAGGAUAAACAUAAAAAGAAGCUACAAAAAAAAAUUAUAAGUAUCAAUAAGGUAAACUACAAUAAAAAUGGUCCGCAUGCGUAAACCAAAGGCGUUGUUUGUUGUACUACUAGUGGUUUUGGCCAUCUCAGUAGCAAAGGCUGCCAAGGAUCUCAAAGAAAAAGAUGCUGGAGUCCCAAGAAACUUAAGUGAAGACGAUAAUCCUAUAAAAGAUGGAAAAGAUGGGAAAGAUGCAAAAGAUGGAAAAGAUGCAAAAGAUGGAAAGGAUGGAAAAGAUGCAAAAGAUGCAAAAGAUGGAAAAGAUUCAAAAGAUGGAAAAGAUGCAAAAGAUGGAAAAGAUUCAAAAGAUGCAAAAGAUGAAAAAGAUGCAUCUAUCGGUUCCAAAAUAAAAGACAAAGUCAAAGGAGCUGCUGCGUCGGUUGCAUCAGCUGCAUCUAACGCAUCUUCUGCCUCAGCUGCAUCUGUCGCUUCUGCUGCCUCGGCUGCAUCAGGUAAAAUCAAAGGAGCUGUUGCACCUAUUGGUGAUAAGUUGGGAAUCAAAGGAGGCGCGCCAAGCGGUCCAUCAAUGGAUGUUAAAGCAAGUGGAGCUAAAGGAGAUGGCAAAACUGAUGACAGUGCGGCAUUUAUGGAUGUAUGGAAAAAAGCAAUUGCAGCAACAACACCAACAACGAUUUUAGUGCCAAAGGGUGACUACAUGGUGGAAACCUUAGAACUCGAAGGUCCAAGCAAAAGUCCCAUCACUUUCGAAAUGCAAGGCAAUCUUAAGGCUCCAUCUGCUGUCACUACCCGAAAACCGCAUAGUGGAUGGGUUAAUUUCAAAAAACUCGAGGGCUUCAUUUUGAAUGGAAACGGAGCCAUUUUUGACGGUCAAGGCUCAGUGGCUUGGAAGGUCAAUGACUGCAAACAAACCGGCAAAUGCAACAAUCUCCCCAUCAACAUCCGACUUACGCAACUCACUAACUCGCAAAUUUCCGGCAUAACAUCAACAAACAGCAAACUAUUCCACAUGAACAUCCAUCAAUGCAACAACGUAACUCUUACAGAUGUUCAUAUUGAGGCACCACCUGAGAGUCUCAACACCGAUGGUAUCCACGUCGGAAAGUCCGUAGGCGUCACCAUAAGAGGGUCAAAGAUUAGAACCGGAGAUGACUGCAUUUCCAUUGGAGGCGGUACUGAAAAUUUACUUGUCGAGGGCGUAGAAUGUGGACCAGGACACGGUCUUUCCAUCGGAAGUCUUGGAAAGCACCCUAAUGAGCAACCAGUGAAAGGAAUCACCAUUCGUAAAUGCAUCAUUAAGCAUACCGAUAAUGGUGUUCGUAUCAAAACAUGGCCUGGAUCUCCCCCUGGUCUCGUCUCCAACGUUAUUUUUGAAGAUAUCACCAUGGACAAUGUUAGCUUGCCCGUUCUCAUCGACCAAGUGUACUGCCCUCAUGGCAAAUGCAAAAGUGGGGCAUCAAAAGUACAGUUGGAGAACCUGAACUUCAAGAACAUUCAUGGCACAUCAUCAACAAAGAUUGCUGUGCAACUAAACUGCAGUCCAGGCGCUCCUUGCCAAAAAGUUACUUUGUCUGACAUAAACUUGGUCAGCAGCGGUAAAGAGGGUGCAGCUGUCUCGGCAUGUUCUAACGUCAAGCCUAUUGUCACCGGGAAAAUGAUUCCACCGGCUUGCACCGAAGAAUGUAAACCGGAUAAAAAAUAAUUCGCUUGCCCACCAAGCUUUCAUCCGAUCUGGUGGAGAUGAUUCCAUUAGAUGGAGUAUUAAAUUAUGUCAAGUUUUUUUUUGUCGAAUAAAUAGGCAAUAGUCCCUUUACGCUUGGAGUUUACCAGCUAAAGAGUGACUAAUGACUGAGUAGUAAUUAAUGUACGAUUCGAAUCAUGCGAGAAUGUUUAAACUUUUAUUUAAUAAAGGAGGACAUCAUUGAAUAAUUUA